GGUCUGUUUUUCGGCCACAUUCUCUGUGAAACAGCAGGAUGAGGGUUUUUCUUCUGCUUCUCGGACUGCUUUCUUUCGCACACGCGGCUGAAGAGUCAUGUAUUGAGCGCUGUGAAAAUGGGUUUGAUGCCACCAAGAGCUGUCAGUGUGACUCGAUGUGCACAUACUACAAGAGCUGCUGCACUGACUAUGAGUCUUUAUGUCGUAUCAAGACUCGUGGAGACACCUUUCCUUUUCACCCCGAAGAUGAUUAUGAUGAGGAAACAAACAGCACAGAGGUUCCAAUCAGAUCCAGACCGCAGGUCAGAGUUUUGUCUCCAUCUCCAGUGGAAAUAUCCAGCAUGGUAACACAAGUUUUGGAUACAGCGAAUGACCCAACACCAGUUAUUGCCACGGCUGCCACUCCAACCAAUAAAAACCCAAUCACAACACCAGGAGCAACCACAGCUGCUCAGCCCACACCAACUAAAGCUAAAGACCCUGAUGCUGAAGUGUGCAGCGGCAGACCCUUUGAUGCCUUCAUGCAGCUCAAAAAUGGCUCUAUAUAUGCAUUCAGAGGAGAAUAUUUUUUUGAGCUAGAUGAGAAAUCCGUAUUACCGGGUUACCCAAAGCUCAUCGAAGACAUCUGGGGAAUAAAAGGUCCAAUCGAUGCUGCUUUCACUCGCAUAAACUGCCAAGGAAAAACAUAUAUCUUCAAGGGUAAUAAAUACUGGAGAUUUGAUGAUGGUGUAUUAGAUGAAGACUUCCCACGAGACAUAUCUGUGGGAUUUGAGAAGAUACCGGAUCAUCUGGACGCUGCCUUUGCCACUCCUGCACACAGCCAUCAUGGCAAAGAGAAGGUUUAUUUUUUUAAGGGAGAUCAGUAUUACCAUUACGAGUUCAAGCACCAGCCAUCCCAUGAGGAAUGCAUUCAGAUGUCACUGAGAUCUCCCUCGAUGCUCUUCAGAAGAUACACCGAUAUAUACUACGACCGAUGGGUUGAGCAUUUCAACCAGCUUUUUGGUGGAGCCCGGAGUCAUCACGGCCAUCACUUCAUCAACAGAGACUGGAUUGGCAUCAAAUCUCCAGUAGAUGCUGUGCUAGUCGGCAGACUCUACAUCACUCCGAGAUGGCAAAACAGAAGGCGCCAGGACAGAAAUCGGCAGGACUGGGACCAGCAGCAGGGUCAGCAAUACGGGCAGCAGUGGGACCAGCGUUAUGGGCAGCAGUGGGGCUCCAGGCGCAGACAGAACAGGUCACCCUACUGGGAGAGCAUGGCUGAAAGGGGCAUCAGCAUUGGGCAGGAGUUCAGUCAGAGGCAGGACAGGUGGCGAGACCAAGACAGACGCAGAGACUAUUAUGACAGACAAAGUGACUACGAUUAUGACUACAGAUACAAACCUACUGAAGACAUCGUCUACAACAUACUGCGCAGGAGUCAGCCUUUACAGAGUGUCUAUUUCUUCAAAGGAGAUAAGUAUUACAGAGUGAAUCUCCAAACGAAGCGUGUUGACUAUGCCAACCCUCCAUACCCAAGACCUAUCGGAAAAUACUGGCUUGGCUGCAAAGACACGCCCGGAGCAGAAAAACGAUGAGUCCAUCUAUAAAACACUGCCAUUUAAUAAUAUUUAUCAUACAAAAAAAUAACCUCCUUUAUAGAAUAUCUGUGCUGGUUUUGACACUAAUAGAAAGACACUGUUCAUAAUGUUUUACAGGCCGUAGUAACUAAUCUGAGUUAUAUUCUUACUCAUGCUCAGUUGACAUCAUGUAUAUUUUAUUCAAAGUAUAACAGCUUAAAUGAACUAAUACAUGGAUUUGAUCAUAUUAGAAUUGGACUAAUAUGAAAAUAAAAGAACAUUUGUAUUCCUCAAUAAACAAUGCCUUCGAAAGUC
Danio aesculapii is the source of this 1871-nucleotide messenger RNA. It is a transcript of the gene vtna, whose product is annotated as vitronectin a. Lineage: Eukaryota; Metazoa; Chordata; Actinopteri; Cypriniformes; Danionidae. The record is from RefSeq and is a predicted model, not a curated record. The transcript is spliced from 8 exons. Bases 39 to 1574 code for a protein of 511 amino acids. Gene Ontology annotation, molecular function: extracellular matrix binding; scavenger receptor activity; polysaccharide binding. Gene Ontology annotation, biological process: cell-matrix adhesion; immune response; cell adhesion mediated by integrin.